AUGGUGACUAGUGAGCUAAUUCCUGAGACGGCCACCAGGAGGCACCCGCCGGGUGUAUUGAGCAUUUCUAAGGUCGAUCUACACAUUGAUGACAUCAUGGCAGCUUUGAACUUCACCCAGUCUGACCCGUCAACAUUCAUCCUAAUGGGUAUCCCUGGCAUGGAAGAUGUCCACAUCUGGAUUUCCAUCCCUUACUCUACAUCCUACAUUUUCUGCCUGUUGGGAAAUUUCAUGGUUCUGUUUGUUGUAAGCAAAGAGGAGACCCUGCAAAAGCCGAUGUACCUGCUGAUAUGCAUGCUGGCACUCACAGACAUCACCAAGUCUAGUACAAUCGUGCCAAAGGCUCUGUGUAUAUUUUGGUUCAAUCUGAAAGGCAUUACUAUGGGUGGCUGCCUCACCCAGAUUUUCUUCAUUCACUCAGUUAAUUUUGUGCAGUCUGGUGUUCUCAUGCUAAUGGCCAUUGAUCGCUAUGUUGCCAUAUGUAAUCCUUUGAGAUACCCUACCAUCCUCACCAAUGCACGAGUAGUUACGCUAGGGCUUGCUUGUUUGGUAAGAGCUUUACUUUUCAUGGUGCCCCUGCCCCUGACACUGAGCAGGUUGCCAUUCUGUGAUAACCGCAUUAUCCCCCAAAUACAAUGCGAGCACAUGCUUUUGGCAAUGAUAUCAUGUGGAGAUAUCUCAUUCAACAGGACAUACAGCUUCGUGAUACCAUUUUUACUCAUGGGGUCAGAUCUGAUGCUCAUUGUCCUGUCCUAUGGUCUCAUCAUUAGGGCCAUCCUCAGAAUCUCCUCCAAAAGAGCCCACCAGAAAGCCCUCAAUACCUGCACAAUCCACAUUUGCGUACUGGUGACAUUUUAUACUCCCGUUCUCUUCACCAUCCUGACAAUCCGGUUCAUUGGAGACAUCACUUCCUAUGGUCUCAUCAUCUUGUCCGCCCUCUAUCACCUUGUUCCUCCUGUGCUCAACCCCAUCAUUUAUGGGGUCAAAACCCAAGAGCUGAGUGAUAAAGUGGGCAAAUACACUUGCAGAAGGUGA
Molecule: messenger RNA, 1035 nt
Organism: Gopherus evgoodei (Goodes thornscrub tortoise)
Lineage: Eukaryota; Metazoa; Chordata; Testudines; Testudinidae
Product: olfactory receptor 52N4-like
Exons: 2
Coding region: 1-1035 (344 amino acids)
Biological process (GO): G protein-coupled receptor signaling pathway
Cellular component (GO): membrane
Molecular function (GO): G protein-coupled receptor activity; olfactory receptor activity
Source: RefSeq, a predicted model, not a curated record